AAAAAAUAGGGAUUUUUAUUAUUAAAAGAUAAAAGUAAAAUUAUUUUUUAAGAUACUAGGCAUUGGAAACAUUUGGUUUCACAACAUGCCAUUAUUAGACAUUCUCUAUCUGAUUGUUGAAAAUUAUUCAUUUCCUCAAAGAGAGAGGAUAAAUUGGUUGGGGAUAUAAUCUUGUACAAUGCAUUUUCUCUGCCCAAGGCCAAGGCUGAACCUAUCAGAGCCAUGAGAAUGCUUCUGAGUUUUCUAGCUCUUGGAGCUGCCUACGUUUGUGCCAUUGCUGUAGAAAGUCCUAUGAAUAGACUGGUGGCAGAGACCUUGACACUGCUCUCCACACAUCGGACUCGGCUGAUAGGCGAUGGGAACCUGAUGAUUCCUACUCCUGAACAUAAAAAUCACCAACUAUGCAUUGAAGAAGUUUUUCAGGGGAUAGACACACUGAAGAAUCAAACUGCACAAGGGGAUGCCGUGGAAAAACUAUUCCAAAACUUGUCUUUAAUAAAAGAACACAUAGACCGCCAAAAAAAAAGCUGUGGAGGAGAACGUCGGAGAGUAAAAAAAUUCCUCGACUACCUGCAAGUAUUUCUUGGUGUAAUAUACACUGAGUGGACAACCGAAAGUUUAGAGUAA
Rhinolophus ferrumequinum (greater horseshoe bat) is the source of this 627-nucleotide messenger RNA. It is a transcript of the gene IL5, whose product is annotated as interleukin 5. The record is from RefSeq and is a predicted model, not a curated record. The annotation marks the transcript as partial. Gene Ontology annotation, biological process: immune response. Gene Ontology annotation, molecular function: interleukin-5 receptor binding; growth factor activity. NCBI's taxonomy places the organism in Eukaryota, Metazoa, Chordata, Mammalia, Chiroptera, Rhinolophidae. Gene Ontology annotation, cellular component: extracellular region. The transcript has 4 exons.